Messenger RNA from Prorocentrum cordatum, 1089 nucleotides. The record is from the annotation of a GenBank genome assembly. Lineage: Eukaryota; Dinophyceae; Prorocentrales; Prorocentraceae.
UGGCCCAAGACUGAGUCCAUUUGAUCACCACUUUACCUUCACGCCUCCUCGUUCGGUAGCGCACAGUCAGCGCGAGGCUCAUGACUAACCAGAAGGCACAUUGGCUCACGUGCCUGGUGGGGCUGUUUGUCCACAGGGUGCCAACCGUAAUUUCUCUCCAUUCUGGUUCGGAUAUUGCUGCGACGGCUACAGUGGCAUCGCUAGCAAAUGCUUCCAAGUACCAUCAUGCAGACAUGCUCUCGUCGGAACAGGUCUUCACCUUCACUGGGAGCGACCAGUAUUAUUACACGCAGGGCCACACUCAGUUCCUGGUGAAGGCCUACGGUGCUGGCGGAGGGAACUUUUUGAGAUCAGGAACGGAAGGUGGGGUUGGAGGUUACGCCGAGGCCGUCAUCAUCGUCCCUGCGGGCACGGACCGCUUGACGGUCGUCGUCGGGGAAGCCGGCGCCACUUGGGGAGACGGGUCAUCUCCAGACCCUUGCUACCACAACGCCUUCGGCGGCGGCGGCAGGUCUGCCUGCGACGGUUACAACACAGCCGGAAGCGGGGGUGGCCGUUCGAGCGUCAGGCUCGAUGGUGAGGACAUCCUCACUGCGGGUGGGGGCGGAGGUGGCUCGGGUAAGUGGGUGGCAUCCGUCGAGUGCAAGGGGCCAGGAGUCGAAGAACACCUCAACUGCAUAAACAUGGACCUUCGGAUGUCCGUGCGGAUUUCUUUUGGUCGGCGCUGAGCCCCCUCGCGGCAGCUCCGGCGCUGCCCCUGGCUCGUGCUGCGCGCCGGGGGAGGGGGUGGGGGGCCCGGCGCCGACCCACGCAUUCCGCGCGGACCUCCAACAGUUUAGACUGUCUGUGCAGAUGUUGGGUUCCUCCAAGGAGGGAGCGGUGGCGGAGAGGCUGGCGGGACCGACUGCGAUUCUUCUCUGCUCUCCGGCCAGGGUGGCACGGCUUCCGCCGGGGGCGCGGGGGGAGUCGGCACCAAGAGGACGGGAGGCGCUGGCGGGAAAUACAAAGGCGGUGAUGGGAAUUCAAGCUCGGGCUGGAGCGGCGGCGGCGGCGGUGGCGGCUACUACGGAGGCGGGGCUGGAGGAGGGC